AGACCGACGCUGUCGGAGGACGGAGGCGUCCGGUACCGCGCUCCGCCGGGGAGAGGCGAUCGGGUGGAGUGACGGGUCGGAUGGUGCAGGUUUUGGUCUGUGCGGAGAGUGGUGAUUGGCGAUCUGUUGUUGGUGUGACUAACAUUGAUGAUAGGCGAGAGCAGCGUAUUGUGGUCACCUAUAUUUUGUUGCACGAGCCAUCGUCCGCGAAUAGCGCCAGGAUCACUCCUGUCAGCUCAUCCAUCAGACGACAGGGAGGCUCUGCACCCCGACAACCGUAUACGGCUGGUGCUGAUGACCUGUGUGAGACGAGCCUGUCACCUGCGAGCUUCUCUGACCUAUUGGCGGAGUCCAUACGAGCUGAAAAUCACAGCUUGUGUAAUGGCUGAGAGCUGGCGCUUCUAGCUCAGCGGCAGUGACUGAGUGUCGGGGAUUUCAUUUCAGCAAAGUGACUGAAUGACUAACGCGACGUGCUGUGACUGGGUAUCGUCUCGCUGAGCCUGGUGCAGUGACUGAGUUAGCUCUGAUUUCGCUGACCGGUGACUGGAGUGCUGAUUUAUUCUGUGGGUGACUGACCCAAAGACCAUCCACUCAACGAGCGAAUAUCAGUGUUAACUUCGCGGAGUGGCGGCAAUCUCCACAGUCGGUGACUCGCGGCCUGUAGGGGCUGCUCGAUGGUGCGAACCGCGUGACCCGGCCGACUGCGGAGGUCACUGUGGGUGACUUACGGCAGCUGCAGCGGCCGACACGGAGAGAGUGCUGCCGGGAGAUAUGGCCUCACCACUGGGGACUGCAGUCGGCUGGCUGGUCUCCUGGCUGCUGUUACAAACUGGCAUGACACUCUGGGAAGGUGCCGUUGCGUCAUCUACGUCGGUGCUGCGUUCGUCACUGCGCCUGCCCUCGGGGCCUAAACUGCUGCUGCAGCACUCUCCAAACGUCACAGCGCCGCUGAACGGAACGGCGAUUCUCAACUGUCGGAUCCGACACAUCGGAGCCAGACAGGUGUCCUGGGGUCGCGACAUCGAGGUGCUGACCGGCGGCUUAUCGCGGUUCACUGACGACCGCCGGUUCCAGCCGCUGCACCAGGAGUACAGCCAGGACUGGGGCCUGCGCAUACUGUCCGUGCGGGCCUCGGACGCCGGCUGGUACUUCUGCCAGAUCAGCACGUCGCCGCCCGUCUCACAUCAGAUCUAUCUGAAUGUAGUGGAGCCGCAAGUGGAGAUCGUGGGCGCUCCCGAGCUGUACAUCAAUCGUGGCAGUGACGCCACUCUCACCUGCAUUAUCCGUGGGGCCCACAAGGCCCCCGAGAACGUCCGGUGGACCCACGACAGCAAGCUGGUGCAGUAUGACCUGUCCAGAGCCGGAGUUCGCAUCAGAACAUACCGGGAAGGCAACAAUAGCAUCAGCAAGUUUCUGAUCGAGCGGGCCAUGCCGUCCGAUUCUGGAGAGUACUUCUGUGACCCGGAUGGCCUCCAGCAGGUCAAGGUCACUGUUCACAUACUCAAUGGCGAUCACCCGGCGGCUAUGCAGACCGGGGGUCAGCCGUGUCACCGCGUGACCUCGGCAGUGGCCCUCCUCUGCUGCUGGCUUCUGCUGCUGCUGACACCGACCAGUCCCUGCUAGCCGACCAGCUAAGGUCAGCCCGUCGGCUCGCCCCCGCGGAUAUAAACCAGCGCUACUGACUGUCGCCUCCGACACCUCCCGAUUGUGAGCCAGUGGAUCUCACAGAAUGGUUCGGUGCCGCGGGGAACGUCGCUUCCCCUUUGACAUGGGGGUGGUUCUUCUGAAUGCCCGGCGUCUGUGAAGUGAAAAGCUGACUCGACUGUGUCUGUGAAUUGAAACGCGGACCCGGUGUCUCGGAACCGGAGGGGAUUUAAUUGUGGCGAUGAGCGGUUAAUGAGGAACAAUGAAGGGGUGUGUGCCCGCCCAAAGGGACCGGUCACAGAGUAAUGAGGUGUGAGCCUUUGAUGACGGAUCUGGAGGGGGCCCGACAAUGUAUCCCGCGGCCGACCACCUGUGAUCUCCGAGGUCAAAGACAGUUCUGGUGCUGACGGCAGAUCAGUGUGAGGUGUGAAGGAACAAUGGUGUUCCUUCACCAUUGGGACUGAGGACUGAGGAGCCUCCCAGGUGGCUCUCCGGCGGCCCUGUCGGAUGAAAUGGAACAAUGUUCUGCCACCAGCUCUCGUGAUGGGAUAGCUGUUGUCGAGAAGAAGCAGUUUUGUCAAAGGAGCAGAUCCAUUUACAACACUCCGGCGACAGUUACGGCGAGCAGAGACAGUUGAGGCUUGUCGGAGACAGCUGCGGCGCGAUGGACACAUGUGUGUUGCUGGCGACGGACUGCAGCUGUGUUGCCAUGGUGAUGAAAUGUGUUUAUGUUUCCACGGGAACUUGUGAGCAUACAGGACUUUGGCACGAUACGAAUUUACCGGCACGAUACGAAUAUCAUUAUGUUAAAAAUGAUGCGUGACGUCAUUAGCGGGCGCAGGAAAGCAAGGUGGAAGAAGUGUGACUUUUCGAGUGAUGCGAACGUGAAAACGAGACAGUGUUUCGUCUCUAACGUUUUGCUUUGUCGCAGAUGAUUUAGACGAAUGAAUGCUGGUGCUUUGACUGUAUGGUGUAAUGUAUCAGUACUACGAUUUCCGUGAUCCAAUUUGAAUUUGUCAUGACAUGUUUGUCAUACAUUGGCUUAUUCUUGCGAAGUAGGGUAGUGAGAUACGUAAGGUGCGUUUUCACCAAAAAGUAAGGAUGCAUUUGAAACAACGUGAUAGCUGCUGAGGCUAACUGCAAGCACGUUUCCAUCUUUGUUUCUUUCCAUCGCUACAACACCAUGAAUGCAUGGGUGAUGGGUGAGCGCAUUUCCUUUGAAGUGUGGAAACAAUUAUAUAUACAGGAAUCAAAAGUAGCUGUUUGGUACGCAUUGCAGACAUGUGUUCUGUCACCUAAAAUGUGUGCGUCUGCAGCUGCACCUAGGCGUAUAUUGAUA
Amphibalanus amphitrite is the source of this 2983-nucleotide messenger RNA. Its product is annotated as hemicentin-2-like. Gene Ontology annotation, cellular component: neuron projection membrane. The coding region runs from base 772 to 1623 and encodes 283 amino acids. The transcript is spliced from 8 exons. The record is from RefSeq and is a predicted model, not a curated record. Lineage: Eukaryota; Metazoa; Arthropoda; Thecostraca; Balanomorpha; Balanidae. Gene Ontology annotation, biological process: synapse organization.